AUGAAUAUUGAAAAUCGCUACCCUGUUACAGCGUCGUUGUUCAUGCUUAGAGAAAUAAAACAGCGCCAGGAAAAAGUUAAUCGAGGGUACCAGCUAUUAAAGCGAAAAACCGAAGCACUUCGUAUCAGAGGCAGACAAGCGGCAAUAGAACUGUCCGCCACACAAGCUGUGUUGGGCCACACUUUGAAAGAGGCUUAUAUAUCAUUGGCAGCUAUUAAAUUUACCAAUGGGGAGUCUAAUGCAUUAGUGCUCGAAAAUGUAGGGCAGGCACAAGUCCGCGUUCUAAGAGUUCCAGAGAAUAUUUCUGGUGUUGCUACAGUGUCUUUACAAGCAGUAGAAGAUUCGACAGCAAGCGACGCAUUGCAAUACGCUGGGUUAGGGGGCGGUGGACAUCGGACAAGUGAAGCUAAGAAAGCCUUUAGAGAGGUUGUGCGUAUUCUUGUUAAAUUUGCCUCCUUGAGAAACACUUGUCUAUUACUAGACGAGGCAAUUAAGUCCACUUUACGUAAAGUCAACGGCAUUGAGAAAGUUAUCAUGCCAAAGUUACGCAAUACUGAAAAUUAUAUCAUGAUGGAAAUGGGAGAACAGGAAAGAGAAGAGUUCCAUCGCUUAAAAAUGGUAAAAGCGAAAAAGAAUCGAAUAAAAAACUUACUUAACUUGAAACGGAAUGCUUACGGCGAUCCCGAUUCAUCUUCUGGUACCUUAUUUUUUUAA
Parnassius apollo (apollo) is the source of this 714-nucleotide messenger RNA. The record is from the annotation of a GenBank genome assembly. Lineage: Eukaryota; Metazoa; Arthropoda; Insecta; Lepidoptera; Papilionidae.